CUCCGUCGUGCCCCCCCAUCCAAAAAAAGCGAGUCGAGCCGACAAAACCCGUUCUGCUCCGUCGGGGACACGUUGUUUGUUGCCGCUGCCCUCAUCCAAACGUUCGCGGCGCCGUUUUUCUACGCUUAAAAGAAGACGGAUCGGAUUUUCAGUACCAACUAGAAAGUCCAGUUCGACCGAACGAGAUGUCACAGGAGCAUGACAACAAACGUGCCGUCCUGGUCCUGCAGAACGACUCCAACUAUGGCGGUCAGCGUCGCUCCUUCACCACAGAGGACGAAGCCUGGAAGUCGUUCCUGGAGAACCCCCUGACGGCGGCCACCAAGGCCAUGAUGAGCAUCAACGGGGACGAGGACAGCGCCGCCGCUCUGGGCCUUCUUUACGACUACUAUAAGGUGCCCCGGGAAAAAAGAACAAUAACCCAAGGCAAACCAGAUGCUUUGGUCUCUGAUGUGGAUCCCAACAAAAGGCACCACCUUCAGACGCCACAUGGCAUCCCUACUCUUCCAGAGACCAGUAUGGAGAACAGGAUCCAGGUCCUCAAGGGGCCCUUCAACAUUCUCCAGCUGGCUCAGGACAAAAGGAACCAGUUCCCAUCACCAGACACGACGGUCACAGUGUCCAUCGCCGCCCUGCAGAACUACCCGCACGUCAAGACCGAGGUGCCCAUCCACAGUUUGACCGUGCCCAACAGCUGCGCCGAAACCGACGGCCACGUGGGCGUCUUCGACCGCCCGCAGCUGGCCCACAACUCGGUCCAGUUCAGCCCCAGCACGCAGUCCCGCACGCCCCCGGACUCCACCUUCUCGGAGAGUUUCAAGGACAGUUCCCAGGAGGUGUUUUCUUUCCCUGGCGAACUCCAGUUACGUAUGGGCUCCAUGACGCCUGAGGACUACGCUCAGUUCGACACUGUGCCGGGAAAUAACUUCGAGUACACCCUUGAAGCGUCCAAAUCCCUGCGGCAGAAGACAGGCGACGGGACCAUGACGUAUCUGAACAAGGGCCAGUUUUACCCAAUCACCCUGCGUGAGAUUGACAACAAAGGCCUGCAGCAGCCCAUCACCAAAGUCAGGAGCGUGGUCAUGGUCGUGUUCGGAGAAGAGAAGUGUCGAGACGACCAGCUGAAACACUGGAAGUACUGGCACUCAAGACAACACACGGCCAAGCAGAGAUGUCUCGACAUCGCUGACUACAAGGAGAGCUUCAACACCAUUGGCAACAUCGAGGAGAUCUCCUACAAUGCCAUUUCCUUCACCUGGGACACAAACGAAGAGGCCAAAAUCUUCAUCUCGGUCAACUGCCUGAGCACGGACUUCUCGUCCCAGAAGGGCGUCAAGGGCCUCCCUCUCAACCUGCAGAUCGACACGUACAGCUACAACAACCGCAGCAACAAGCCCAUCCACCGGGCCUACUGCCAGAUCAAGGUGUUUUGCGACAAGGGGGCCGAGAGGAAGAUCCGAGACGAGGAGAGGAAGCAGUCCCGCAGGAAAGGCAAGGUGGCCGACCUCAACCCGGGCCUGUCCUUUGUGGAUGUCAAAGUGCCGAUCCUGCAGAAACGCAACGACGUGACCAUCUUCAAGAUGAUGAACGAUCUUGAGACCCAGCCCGUGCUUUUCAUACCUGACAUUCACUUCGCCACCUUUCAGCGUCAUUCUUUCGCGGCGGAAGAUGGAGAAGACAGCUCUGGCAUGAAGAGGUUGCCCUUCAGUGACGACGAGUUCGGCUCGCCACCCAAUAAGAUGCCCAGGGCCGAGGAACCCAAGAAAGUCCUGCUGUACGUACGCAAGGAGACAGAGGAAGUGUUUGACGCCGUCAUGUUGAAGAAUCCUACCCUAAAAGGCCUAGUGGACGCUAUUUCAGAGAAAUACGACUUGCCGUUGGACAAGGUUGGAAAAGUCUACAAGAAGUGCAAGAAAGGGAUUCUGGUGCACAUGGAUGACAACAUCAUUAAGCACUACUCCAAUGAAGACACCUUCCAGAUCUCCAUGGAGGAGAUGGGCGGCAUGUACAAGCUCACCCUCACUGAAAUCUGAUUGGGAGGGCGGAGGAUAAAGAACGGUUUACACUAUGCAGUGAUGAUGGACUUGUAUCACAUUACAAGGCAAAAACCAAACGAAGAAGUGCUAUUUUAAAAAAGCAAUAUAGCUCUUAAUGUGCCACAUCGUUGGUUAAUUUCAAGGAAUGUCAGGAGCGUUCUUCCUUGUCUCCUUUUUUGUGUUUUGUACAAAGCUUCUGUGGUGCUGCUAUACCUCAUUCUCCCAUUGUGAAAAGCAGCAUAUUGUGAGGAGGAACAGCUCAUUUUAAUCAAGCCAUAAGCACUGAUGAUUACAACCGGUUCUGAUGAAUAUUUUGGGUUGCAAAAUGAGCCCAAGAUUGGAGAAUGAAUAUGCAACGUAUUCAUGAAAUAAAAGUUAAAAAAUGGCAGUAUUUAGCGUGUAACAAUCGCCACUGUAAAAUUGGGGUUGACAUUUUUACAUUUUUUUAAGAAAAAGACACUUGUUGUUUGAGAGUGAAAUGGCUUAAAUGUCUGACCAAUUGAAGUAAGAGCCUCUUAGUAUUAUUAAAUAGAAGGCUAGAAUGCAUCUUCCAUUUAAAAUGACAAAAAGCAACAAUAAUUAAUUAUUUGGUCAGAUAAAGUCCUCAUGCCGUUGUGGAAGUGCAAUAUGACAUUUGCGUUCAGAAAAAAAAUGUUAUAACAACAUGAAAAUAUUGUACAUAUCCUUUCAAAAAACCUCCUUUUAGCUUCUGAUCUUCUUACGAUUGCAGUACUUAAUUGUGUAUAUAUUUAUUAAGAGAAGGGUUGUGGGUUUUUUGGCUUUACAUACAUAUAUUCAGAUGUCUAUCACGGCUAAUAUAAUGUUUUUAUAUGGAUUUAUUCUUACAUAAAGUGUCAAGGGACAAGAAGUUUUUCAUUUUAAUGGAGGCUCUGC
Messenger RNA from Syngnathoides biaculeatus (alligator pipefish), 2930 nucleotides. RefSeq names its product grainyhead-like transcription factor 1 (gene grhl1). Gene Ontology annotation, biological process: regulation of transcription by RNA polymerase II. Gene Ontology annotation, cellular component: nucleus. Lineage: Eukaryota; Metazoa; Chordata; Actinopteri; Syngnathiformes; Syngnathidae. Gene Ontology annotation, molecular function: DNA-binding transcription activator activity, RNA polymerase II-specific; RNA polymerase II cis-regulatory region sequence-specific DNA binding. The transcript has 16 exons. Bases 186 to 2033 code for a protein of 615 amino acids. The record is from RefSeq and is a predicted model, not a curated record.